Messenger RNA from Thamnophis sirtalis, 3708 nucleotides. It is a transcript of the gene STK40, whose product is annotated as serine/threonine kinase 40. Gene Ontology annotation, biological process: protein phosphorylation. Gene Ontology annotation, molecular function: ATP binding; protein kinase activity. The record is from RefSeq and is a predicted model, not a curated record. NCBI's taxonomy places the organism in Eukaryota, Metazoa, Chordata, Lepidosauria, Squamata, Natricidae.
CGGGGCCGGCGGGGCCGGGCCCGGAGGCGGCGGUGAUGGAACUCAGGAUGAAGCGACGAACCUCCGAUAGAGGCGGUGGGGAAACAUCCAUCAAGGUCCUCUGCCCAGGGAUUUCCAGCAGUAACACAAAAAGAGCCGGGCCGUUCAUUCUUGGCCCACGUUUGGGCAACUCCCCAGUGCCUAGCAUUGUGCAGUGCUUGGCAAGAAAGGAUGGGACAGAUGACUUCUAUCAGCUGAAGAUCCUCACCUUGGAGGACAAGAAGGACCAUGGCACAGAAACCCAAGAGGAACGUCAGGGCAAAAUGCUGCUGCAUACCGAGUUCUCCCUCCUCUCCCUCCUGCACAAUCAGGAUGGGGUGGUCCAUCAUCAUGGCCUUUUCCAGGACCGAACCUGCGAGCUGGUGGAAGAUCUGGAGUCCAGUCGGAUGGUCCGAAAAAUGAAGAAACGUAUUUGUUUAGUGUUGGACUGCCUCUGUGCCCAUGACUUCAGUGACAAGACGGCUGAUCUCAUCAAUCUCCAGCACUACGUCAUCAAAGAGAAGCGGCUCAGUGAACGAGAGACCGUUGUCAUCUUCUAUGAUGUUGUACGGGUGGUGGAAGCCUUGCACAAGAAGAACAUUGUGCACAGAGACUUGAAACUGGGGAACAUGGUGCUAAACAAAAGGACCCACCGAAUUACGAUCACCAACUUCUGUCUUGGGAAGCAUUUGGUGAGUGAGGAUGACCUGCUGAAGGACCAGCGAGGCAGCCCUGCCUACAUUAGUCCUGAUGUCCUCAGUGGUCGGCCAUACCGUGGCAAGCCCAGUGACAUGUGGGCGCUGGGAGUAGUCCUCUUCACCAUGCUCUACGGACAGUUCCCCUUCUACGACAGCAUCCCUCAGGAGCUCUUCCGCAAGAUCAAGGCUGCCGAGUACACCAUCCCAGAGGACGGGCGGGUGUCCGAAAACACUGUCUGUUUGAUCCGGAAGCUGCUGGUCUUGGACCCUCAACAGCGCCUGGCGGCUUCGGAAGUGCUUGAAUCCCUCAGCUCCAUAAUUACAUCCUGGCAGUCCAUGUCCUCCCUCAGUGGGCCCUUGCAAGUGGUGCCCGAUGUCGACGAUCAGGUGGUCAACCCAGAACAUGCGCAUGAGGCAAAGGUGAGCGAGGAGUGUUCCCAGUACGAGUUUGAAAAUUACAUGAGGCAGCAGCUCUUGCUAGCGGAGGAGAAGAACACGCUCCAUGAGGCAAAGCACUUCCUGCAGAAGCGGCAGUUUGGCAGCAUCCCUCCAGUGAGACGCCUUGGCCAUGACGCCCAACCCAUGAAUGCCCUGGACGCUGCCGUCCUCGCACAGCGCUACCUUCGGAAGUAGCUCCUACAGGAGGCAGGAGUCGUGCUCCACCUGCCCAGCCUGGCACAAGAGUCGGGGCCGGGCCUGGGUGCCAAGCGAUGUAGCAGUCUUCCCUGCGUAACGAGGGGUCUUGCUUGUCAGGGUUCCCCAAGAGGACAAGUGAAAGACCCCUGGCUGGGACCAACACCUGUGGAUUUGAACUCCCGUCCUAGAGAGUAGCAGCCUGCUUUUACUUCUAAAAUCUACCUCUCUGCCUUUUUUAACCACACUGUUCUCCAGACUGAAAUGUAGAGCAGUUUUGGCAAAGGUUGUCCCAGCAGGCUCCUUUCCUCACACAAACUCUGGAAAGCAGGUGGACUGCAUUUUGCUCCAUACGGUUUGAAUAAGCUUCAUUGUUUUUUUUCCCAUUGUCCAUCAUCCUGGGUUUCAAAAAGAUGACUCCUUCUUAAACCUAUUUCUGUUCAAUACCCUGGGUUCUGUUUUCAGUUUAAGCCCCAGGUUGAAUUAAUUUGUGCAGGCAUUAAUUUUGCACACCACAGCCUUGCAAAAUGCUUGUUGAACUGAGAAAAUUUGCUCGCAGAUUCCAGCUGGGGGAAGUUUCAGCCCAGCGCUGUUUAAAAUGUAGCUUUUCUGGAGACCAAAGUCUCCACGCCACUGAAUUAUUUUGGAUCUCCUGGGUGUUCUGUUUUGGGUUUGAUUUUUUUUUAAUGAUAGCUUUUGAAAAAUGCAGUAAUGUUGCAUUAAUUCUGUUUUAUCUCUUGCCCCAUUAACUACGGAGGCAUGUUUGAAGAGAUAACUUUUUGAUAAUGUGAAAGGGGGAGUUGUCCCUUCCCUCUUCCUUCUAUUCCAUCCCCCCACUUACAGACCUCACCUCAAUCCCUGUCCCCCCCAUGUGCUCUUGGCACGCUCUCACCAUUGUCUCUGGUCACAGCACUUGCCUGUAUGCACAGGUUGGGGGGGGGGGUUGUCCCUUGCUCCAAGCUACGAUGGGGCUGUGUGAGGCUUGAGCCAUGGGGUAUUUUUGGACUGGAUGCCUUUCUUGCCAGAUAAGUCAUGCGCAGCAUCCUGGGGAGAUGAUUCUGUCGCAGAGUCUCCUGUUUCCUUUUCUCUUCCAUCAUCAAUUCAUUUUCCAGCAAUGUUGGCUGUCCUUUGGAAGACCUGGAUGCUGGUAGCCUGGAGCAAUCCCGUCAGACAGUGCUUGGCAUGACAUCUUCCCUGGAGGGGAGGGAUUGAGCAAAGAAACCCUUCGGAAGCCAUUUCCCCAAGGUGAGCAUUCUCAUGAUUGAAGUAGUACAAGCAGAUUUCUGACUGGUGCACAGGAGAAAAAAUACAGUUCCAACCAGGUCUAAAAAUCUGUUGAAAUCCAGGUGAGGCUUAGCCUUUCCUUUGGAACCGCUCCACAGGAGGUGGGUGCAGAUGGUCGGUCUCUGGAAAAUAGCAGAGGAGCCUGCUUCAAGAGCUAGGUAACUCCCCACCCCACCUUCUCUCUUUGCGGCUGUAGAAUCCAGGCCAGCAAGCAGGGUCCUUUCCCAGCAGCUUUGCCCAAGGAUGGCAGCAGAGGUUGGGGCAGCAGCAGCAGCUCUUUUUGGCUGAAGUGGAAAGUUGUGCACUUCGCCUUGGAGCUGCUUUUCCACAGCCUUCCAGGGAGCUGCCUUCUCAUCUCCUGGGGAGCCCUGUUGCAAGGGAGCCUUGAGGAUGAUUCCCAAGACUGAGAGAGGAGGCGCUUCUGGUGUAAAUGUGGGAGACAUACAGACAUAGUCCCUGCGCUCUGCAGGGAUGUGCGCUCAGGAAGGAGCCCUUGGGGGCCUCACCUGCAGCACAGUUUCCCGGCCUGCUUUAAGUUCCACCCCUGGUUUACAUCUUCCUAUAGAAAGGUUGCAAGCAGAAGCUACCUGGGGAAGGAGCAGCUUUCUGCCCUCCAGAAGGACUGAUCAGGCUCCUCCCAGGAGAGGAGCAGGAGGCUAUACCAGCGGAGUCAUCUCCCAAAUCCUUGGAAUGCUAACUUAUUCCUUCAUAGCUCUGUCCUCUUCCCACUUUUAAUUUCUUUACCCUUCCCCAAGAUAGUUAAUAAUAUGUCUGAAUGACCUGGUCCUUCUCCCACCCUUGACAAAAAUAGCAAUACUCCAUGGAGUUGAGUGUUGGGAGUUCCACCAUCUUUUGCAAUAAAAAGCUGACUGGAAAGGGAGCCUGGGGUGGGGUGUGGGCCUAGAAAGGGAUGUUGUGAGUGCUGGGUUGGCUUGGGGAGAUGUCAUGUUGGGUGAGAUACCACAGACAAAAUCCCUCUUGUAAAAAACUUGCAAAGAACGUUUGUAUAGAGACCUAUUUUUGUAUUACACUCACCUAAUCCAGCAUGCCAGCAAUAAAAUUUCAUAAUAUAGAA